Messenger RNA from Dovyalis caffra, 444 nucleotides. Lineage: Eukaryota; Viridiplantae; Streptophyta; Magnoliopsida; Malpighiales; Salicaceae. The record is from the annotation of a GenBank genome assembly.
AUGUAUCAUAUAUCUUUCUGUGCACAGGCCAAUGCAGCAUCUGGUAUGGCUGUGCAUGAUGAUUGCAAACUGAAGUUUUUGGAGCUGAAGGCUAAAAGAACUUACCGUUUCAUAGUUUAUAAGAUUGAGGAAAAGCAAAAGCAAGUUAUUGUGGAGAAGCUUGGCGAGCCAGCCCAAAGCUAUGAGGAUUUUACUGCAAGCCUCCCUGCUGAUGAGUGUCGUUAUGCUGUUUAUGAUUUUGAUUUUGUGACUGAAGAGAAUGUCCAAAAGAGCAGAAUUUUCUUCAUUGCAUGGUCUCCUGAUACAUCAAGGGUGAGAAGCAAGAUGAUUUAUGCCAGCUCCAAGGACAGGUUCAAGAGAGAAUUAGAUGGUAUUCAGGUAGAGUUGCAGGCAACUGAUCCAACCGAAAUGGAUCUCGAUGUCAUUAAAAGCCGUGCUAGUUAA